Punica granatum (pomegranate) is the source of this 1270-nucleotide messenger RNA. NCBI's taxonomy places the organism in Eukaryota, Viridiplantae, Streptophyta, Magnoliopsida, Myrtales, Lythraceae. The record is from RefSeq and is a predicted model, not a curated record.
GAGCGAACAGCUCGCUCGUAGCUCGUCUUCCUCCUUUUUCCCCCCUCUCUCUCUCUCUCCGUCCACGCGCACGGGCAGCUACUAGUGGGAGGCCGUACUGAGUCGAGCGUCCGAGUUGAGCGAGCGGCUGACGAGUUGAUCUGAAGAUGGCGACCUUGGGCCGGGCGAUAUACACCGUCGGGUUCUGGAUUCGGGAGACGGGGCAGGCCAUUGACCGCCUCGGCUGCCGGCUCCAGGGCAAUUACUACUUCCAGGAGCAACUGUCUCGGCAUCGAACCCUUAUGAACAUAUAUGAUAAAGCUCCUGUUGUCCAUAAGGAUGCAUUUGUGGCCCCAAGUGCCUCUAUCAUUGGAGAUGUUCAAGUGGGACGAGGUUCAUCAGUUUGGUAUGGUUGUGUUUUAAGAGGUGAUGUGAACAGCAUCAGUGUUGGAUCUGGAACUAACAUUCAAGAUAACUCCCUCGUGCAUGUUGCCAAAUCAAAUUUGAGUGGGAAGGUGCUGCCAACUAUCAUUGGCGAUAAUGUAACUGUAGAAAAAAAAAAAUUGAAAUGGGCAGGUCAUAGCGCUGUUUUACAUGGCUGUACUGUUGAGGAUGAGGCCUUUGUGGGAAUGGGAGCAACCCUUCUUGAUGGUGUUGUGGUCGAGAAACAUGCAAUGGUUGCUGCUGGAGCUCUAGUAAGGCAGAACACGAAGAUUCCUUCUGGAGAGAUAUGGGGCGGCAAUCCUGCUAAAUUUCUUAGAAAGCUCACGGAAGAAGAGAUAGCAUUUAUUCCUCAAUCUGCGACCAACUACUCCAACCUCGCACAGGUCCAUGCAGCUGAGAAUGCGAAGCCCUUCGAUGAGAUUGAGUUCGAGAAAGUUCUCAGAAAGAAGUUUGCCAAGCGGGAUGAAGAGUACGACUCCAUGCUGGGCGUUGUUCGUGAAACUCCACCAGAGCUCAUUCUUCCAGAUAAUGUGCUGCCUGACAAAGCACCUAAGGCCCCCCAGAAAUGAGAUCUUUAAGAAGCAUUUGGGAUUAUCAAUUUACAUCUUUGGAAUUGUCGGCAAGCAGUGUUUGCUAUGACGACGGACAAUUUUUGUUGCCCAAUAAUGCCUGCUGACUUGUUUUUAGGGUAGUGUCUGGCAGUUCAUUCAGCUCCCAUCUUAGUUUCUUUUCAGCUGUGGAUGUUUCAGACAAUGAUUCCUUCUAAGAGAAAGUAACGGCGGAAAGUAGUGGGUGCUAAUGUGCUCUAUGAUGCUGAUUUCCUAAAGAAAGUUGAGUUUCUCCUGGC